UUUUUGUGUAAGUAAAAAUCAAUUAAUAAAUAAUUUAAUGUUUUGUAAUUGAUUUUGUGUUGACAAAUGGUUAGGUUAAUUUGAAAAGAAGAAAUAGAGGACGGAAAGAACACAGAGAUUAAUGGAUCUUGUUCCCUCAACGAAUUGUUUAAUAAUCUGAGAAGGAGAGAGAAAAUAGGUAUUGAUUACUAUUGAUUUAGUUGUUUAUAUAAACAAGAUUAGUUUUGUAAUCGAAUGAAUGAAUGAAAACACCGCCAUCAUUACUUUCUCUCACCAUUGACUCAGCCGUCCUUAAUCUCUCCGACAUCUCCGAUCUCUCUCCCAUUCCUGAUCACAUUCUCCUUGAUCUCUUCCUGAGAAUAUUGAAAGCUGGAAAGCUGACUGAAAAAGUUCUCAAACUGUUUAUAGCAACAGGUAACGAGGAAGUAAUCUCACUUGUUCAAGCACUGAAUAUCCGACAUAUUGUGACCCCUGUUCUUCCUACCAGAUGUUCUGAGAAAUUCUAAGAUAAUAUUGAAGCUAUCGCAAGACGUUUGAAUCCAACUCAACAGUUUUAAAUUAAGGCGGCCAAUCUAGACUUUUGGUUUGUGAAAUAAUCUGUAUUGUAUACCUCACAAGAUGUCUCAAGUAAUUAUCAACGACAACGAAGUUGACAUUGUGAUCGGCGCGCUGCACUCUAACCUCACUCCUUUUAUGAAUGAGUGGAAGUCAAUUUUCUCCCGUUUCCACCUGAUAAUAGUCAAAGAUCCUGCCCUCAAGGAAGAACUCCAAAUUCCCGAAGGAUUUAGCGCAGAUGUCUAUACAAACUCUGAAAUUGAGCGAGUGGUGGGUUCCUCCACUUCUAUUCGCUUCUCUGGUUACGCUUGUAGAUAUUUUGGCUUUCUAGUUUCAAAGAAGAAGUAUGUUGUCUGUAUUGAUGAUGAUUGUGUUCCAGCAAAAGAUGA
This is a messenger RNA of Medicago truncatula (barrel medic), 944 nucleotides long. RefSeq lists its product as uncharacterized. NCBI's taxonomy places the organism in Eukaryota, Viridiplantae, Streptophyta, Magnoliopsida, Fabales, Fabaceae. The transcript has 3 exons. The record is from RefSeq and is a predicted model, not a curated record. Bases 243 to 506 code for a protein of 87 amino acids.